This is a messenger RNA of Iphiclides podalirius (scarce swallowtail), 1155 nucleotides long. The record is from the annotation of a GenBank genome assembly. Lineage: Eukaryota; Metazoa; Arthropoda; Insecta; Lepidoptera; Papilionidae.
AUGGCAUCCGUAAAGUUCGCUAUUGUUGAUGUGAACGAUUUUCUAUCAAAAAAACAAGCAGCAGAUCCAGAAUUAGCUGCAGAUUGGGCAAAAUUGGAAGAGCUUUAUAAUAAAAAAUUAUGGCAUCAAGUUACUUUAAAACUGCAAGAUUUCGUAAAUUACCCCUCUCUACAAUCUGGCGACAAUUUGAUACAACUGUACAACAACUUUAUUACGGUAUUCGAAAAUAAGAUUAACCCAUUGUCUCUAGUAGAAAUUGUUGCUCAUAUUGUGCAGCAAUUCAAAGAUAAAAAAGAGGCAAUUGCCUUUUUAGAGAAGAUAGAGAAAAAGGUUCACAUUAAUGAUGAGGCAGUAUGUCUUUGCAAGGUUUUACAGGGACAGAUACAUCUAGAACAGCUUAAUGACUUGGAUGCCACGGAGAAAAUCAUAGAGUAUUUAGAGCAAACUUUAGAGGAUGCGGAGGGGGUCACACCAGUACAUGGCAGGUUCUAUAAGUUGGCUUCUGAAUACUAUAGGGUGCGCGGCCCGAUGGACAGCUACUACCGGGCGGCGCUGCGCUAUGUGGGGUGCGCGGGCGGGGGCGCCGAGCUGCCCGUGGCGGAGCGCCGGGCCUGCGCCCUCCGGCUCGCGCUGGCCGGCGUCAUCGCGCCCACCGUCUACGACCUCGGCGAGCUGCUGGCUCAUCCCAUCCUGGAGUCACUGGAGGGCACACCCGAUGCGUGGGCCUGCGAGCUGGUCAAGGCUGUAGCCGCCGGAGACAUCGUCGCCUUCGAGAAGAUUCGCGCACAGGCCCCACACCCAGAGCUGCACAAAGCCGAUCGCCAGUUGCGCCAGAAAAUUGCUAUCUUGUGCCUAAUGGAGAUGGCGUUCAACCGCAGCUCGACGCAGCGCAAGCUGAGCUUCGCGGAGAUCGCGCGCGAGGCCAGGGUGCCCAGGGACGAGGUGGAGCUGCUCGUCAUGAAGGCCCUCGCAGAGAAGCUCAUCCGUGGACACAUCGACCAGGUGAGCGAGAGCGUGCGCGUGCGCUGGGUGCGGCCGCGCGCGCUGGGCCGAGCGGGCGCGGCGGCGCUGGCGCAGCGGCUCGACGCCUGGUGCCGCGCCGUGGCCGGCGCCUCGCUGCUGCUCUCGCGCAACGCGCCCGACCUGCUCACGCUC